Eurytemora carolleeae is the source of this 1566-nucleotide messenger RNA. RefSeq lists its product as uncharacterized. Lineage: Eukaryota; Metazoa; Arthropoda; Copepoda; Calanoida; Temoridae. The transcript has 10 exons. The coding region runs from base 444 to 1493 and encodes 349 amino acids. The record is from RefSeq and is a predicted model, not a curated record.
GAUAGUUGUCCUGGGGCUCAGUAUCAGGCUGGACUCUAGAGGCCGAGUAUACAGAAUCCUCUAUCCUCCUCCUUCUUCUUGGUUCCUGGUAUGCUCAGGGUAUACCCAGAUACAGAACACAAUAUAUAUCCUGGUUGAACUAGGUUCCAGGAGGUGGAAACUGUGUGUUCUGAAUGCUGGAGUAUGAUAAAACCAAUAUUUAUUGGUUUCAAGGUCUCCUCCCCCCCAACCCUCGUGAUAUUGCAGAAGAAAAUUGCGUAAAUUCAAGAAAACUCUGUUGGAAAUAAUCCACAAGCUAAAAUGAAUAAACCCUGAUGUACUGAAUGUACUAUGUAAAUUAAGUGAUCUGUGUACUGUAUGUACUGUUUGUACAACCCUGUGAUUGAUGUAUACCAUGUGAACUGAGUCCCUUUAAGGCCCAGUGUACAGGUGUACAACUGUACAUGAUGCCGUUGACCCGGAACCUGGUGGGGACCUGCCCGGGUGGGUUCUGCAACAUCAUCAUCAACUUCAGCGAAAUCAUUGUCGUUAUUCUCCUUCUAGACUGUUUUUUCUUCCUUGUAACACUGCUCCCCUGUCUGUUCUCCUGGAAGACCUCUAAACCUGAUUCUAAAAACAGGAUUUUCUUCGCUGCACUGGCCAGCCUCACCUUCUACCUGUGGUUGACCCUCCUGGCUAUAAACAGUUUGUACUGUUUCGGAUUUCUCGCGCAUUUAGGACCAUGUGGAAACCUAACCUCCUCCAGCCUCCAACACAAGGAUUAUAAACUAGUUCAUGAGCCUCCUAUACGUUUGGAGGCCGGGGAUAUCCAUGUGGAGGAUAAGGAGGAUUUGUUCCUGAACCUAACCUCGGAGGCUGAUGUUUUAGUAGAUCAGUGCAACAAGGAGACAGAGAAUUCAUUGAAUAAUAUUACUUUGAUGAACAUCAUUAUUGUUCUAGUGCUUCUAGUUACUAUUGGAGCAAAUAUUAACGAAGUUUUAAAUGCACGAGCACUCUACCAUUGCGAGACAUUCUGCAGAACUGAAGAUCUUCAGAGAUUUCUCAGUUCGCUUACCAUUAAGCGGCCCGAGGUCGGUCACCUAGUUAAAUGCUUCCAUACUUCUAAAUCAGCUGACACAAAGACUAACACCGUGCACAAAGUUGUUACCUACAGCACUGUUGAAAACUUUCAGUUCCAAACAUGGAAGGAUUUUUCAGAUUUACGUUUGAUUGAGCCGAGCAAGGAAUAUCCUGUAAUAGAGGUCGAGAUCAGUCUUAACUUUUUCCCUGGGGAUCAUUCUACAGCUGAUCUUUACAAACAAUUCGUUCAAACCCUAACCAAGGAUAACUCGGGAAAGGAUCUCAGGAUCUCUAUUGAUGAUUACUUCCAUAUCGAAGAUCAGAGAGAGUGGACAUUCUUCAUAGGAAACCAGGAUUAUAUUGUUCCAUGGUGGGAGAAGAAUCCUGCACGGAUACCUCUAUCCUGUAUCCUACUCCUAGGCAAUAGUCCAUAAAUUAUUUUUGUUGACAAAUUACAAUUUUUAUCACAAUUUGACAGCAUUUUGUUCAGACAAAUCUAGUCUUUAU